Messenger RNA from Cucurbitaria berberidis CBS 394.84, 430 nucleotides. RefSeq lists its product as uncharacterized. Bases 91 to 345 code for a protein of 84 amino acids. NCBI's taxonomy places the organism in Eukaryota, Fungi, Ascomycota, Dothideomycetes, Pleosporales, Cucurbitariaceae. The transcript has a single exon. The record is from RefSeq and is a predicted model, not a curated record.
AAGCUUUUGCGAAGCCAGUAACGCAAGCGCGGUGGCUCUUAGGAUCGACCGCGACUUUGGAUUGGUGUACGUCCAUACUUUGCACCGAUCAUGUCUGCCGAUUUAGCUACCCCGAGUCAUGGGCACACACCCGGAUUUAAACAAUUAAGCCCUCAGGCAGGAUACGCUAUACGGGGGUGUUACUGUCCGUCUAAAACGCCCGCGUUUGCGUUCCUCAUGAUCGGAGGGUCGAAAGUUGCCUCCAUUUGCGGCGUGACUGUGUGUUGUUGCUCCUUUCUCCUUGCUCCUUCAUCCUUUGGUACUUUAAAAAUGCCGUUUGCGCCUUCUUCAACAACAAGCUUGUAAAGGUUAAAGGUGUUUCAUCUGCGAACGUUUGUUAGAUUACUUUAGGGUUUACGGCUGCUCCCGAAGCCCUGUCUCACUUCUGGUC